Molecule: messenger RNA, 1896 nt
Organism: Scatophagus argus
Lineage: Eukaryota; Metazoa; Chordata; Actinopteri; Scatophagidae
Product: alpha-2A adrenergic receptor-like
Exons: 1
Coding region: 509-1684 (391 amino acids)
Biological process (GO): adenylate cyclase-activating adrenergic receptor signaling pathway
Cellular component (GO): membrane
Molecular function (GO): adrenergic receptor activity
Source: RefSeq, a predicted model, not a curated record
UGGAGCCAGCAUCACAGAUCCUCAGCGUCACAUCAACCCAUAUAAAAGACGUACUCUCCACUUCAGCCACAACAGAUGAAAAGAGCUGCCUGAGCUGGCACUGCAAUGUAAGUCUGUUUAAUGUAAUGUCUUCAAAGGGACUUAACUUCAGUUUUUAUUUUAAAAGGUUGGUGGAUGAAGAAUCCUUUUUUUUCAAGACUACAUCUUUUUUUUUUAAUGACCUGACAAGGGAAACUGGGAAUAAAUUGAAAUUCCUUUCAUUCUUCUUUUUGUCUUUUUAAUAUAAAAGAAGCAUUUCUCUUAAUUUUUCUCUCUGCGUGCUUUUUCUCACCGACUGAAGCACAGAUUUCUUUUCACAAUUCCUUCCCAUGAACAAAAUGAAAAGACUCAAUUCUCUGAUGCUGUGUUCUUGAAUGGAUGAUAUUAAUAGACUGCUGGCAAGUACAGCUUCCAGACAUCCUAAAAGAACGCUGUUCAGACAAUAUCAUCGACACCACAGCUCAUCCUGAUGGGUUGUCUUAACUCCACCAGCGGAAAUGAGACUUUUCCUGGCAAGCAGCCUUAUACUGUGCAGAACGCUGUGCCUCUAACGAUCCUGGUUUGUAUCCUCAUCCUGCUAAUUGUGUUUGGAAAUGUCAUGGUAGUAAUUGCUGUGAUCACAAGCCGAGCGCUGAAAGCACCUCAGAACUUGUUUUUAGUCUCUCUGGCGUGUGCAGACAUCCUUGUGGCCACCCUAGUGAUGCCAUUCUCUUUAGCGAACGAACUGAUGGGUUACUGGUACUUCGGUAAAGUAUGGUGUGAAAUUUACCUUGCUCUGGAUGUGCUCUUCUGCACCUCUUCAAUCGUUCACCUGUGUGCCAUCAGCCUGGACAGAUACUGGUCCGUCACUCAAGCGAUUGAGUACAACCUGAGGCGGACGCCUCGCCGGAUUAAAUGCACAGUCUUCAUAGUGUGGGUUCUGGCGGCUAUCAUUUCAUUCCCACCGCUCAUCACAAUGAAGAAGAAUGAUGGUAAAAAGGACUGCCCUGAAUGUAAAAUUAAUGAGGAGAAAUGGUACAUCAUAUUCUCCAGCACUGCCUCUUUCUUUGCACCCUGCGUCAUCAUGAUUACAGUUUACGUUAGAAUCUACCUGAUUGCCAAGAGAAGAACAAGAGAACCACCAGGUGAAAGGCAAAGGGAAUACAACAACCUGGAGAGAAAAGACAGAGAAGUGGAGGAGGUGGAGGGAGGAGCUGGUAGAGAGGUCAACGGGGUAGAAGUGGAGGAAGAACCUUCCUCGUCUGAUGGGAAUGACACCAUCCUGUGCUCCCGAAUGAAAAAGAGGGGUAUGAGACCAACCAAAGUGGCUCAGGUGAAGCCUGGAGAAACCUCUGUGAAGCCAGAGGCACAGCCCUGUGUGAAAGUGGGCCGGUGGAAAGAAAGGCAGUACAGAGAGAGGCGCUUCACAUUUGUUCUGGCAGUGGUCAUGGGAGUGUUUGUUCUCUGCUGGUUCCCCUUUUUCUUUACGUACACACUCACUGUUGUGUUUGGACCCAAAUAUGUCCCAGAGACAUUGUUCAAAAUGUUUUUCUGGCUUGGUUACUGCAAUAGCUCUCUUAAUCCUGUCAUAUACACUAUAUUCAAUAAAGACUUUAGGAGGUCUUUUAAAAAGAUUCUUUGUAAAAGGGACAGAAGAGGUUUAUAAAUACAUUUUUUAUGUAAGCAGUUCAAAAACAGCCCAUUUGGUUAUUGCCAUUCAGGUUCAUAUCAGUGUAAAUAUUACAUUAAAAUAUACUUAUUAAAUAUCUGAAAAAUGUGAAAUGUAACAUAUUUUGCUUUUGUGUUUUAACAUUUUGUGUGCUUCCAUAUCAGUAAAUGUUGGUUUUGUAUUAAAUCAUACAAAAAACAUCUAAUGAG